Argiope bruennichi is the source of this 2440-nucleotide messenger RNA. Its product is annotated as acetoacetyl-CoA synthetase-like. Gene Ontology annotation, molecular function: acetoacetate-CoA ligase activity. Lineage: Eukaryota; Metazoa; Arthropoda; Arachnida; Araneae; Araneidae. The record is from RefSeq and is a predicted model, not a curated record. Bases 121 to 2169 code for a protein of 682 amino acids. Gene Ontology annotation, cellular component: cytosol. The transcript has 18 exons. Gene Ontology annotation, biological process: lipid metabolic process.
AAGAAAGGAAAUCAAUCACUUUACAUACCUGUUAAGACGUCAAUUGGAAUCUAUAAAUUUACAAAGUUGUGAAAUGCCUUUACUGUUUCAUUCCUUGGCUGGCUCCAUCUGUAAUUCAAAAUGUUCCGCUUUUCGAAUGGAGCAGUAAACCUGAGUAAAAAUGGCUUUGUGGACAUCUUGGAAAGCAAUCCUAUCGUUGUAUGGGACAAAAAAGUGCCAGAUACUGAACUUGAGAAAUUCAAGAAAAUAAUUGAAAAGAAAUAUGGCCAGCACUUCAAUUCUUAUUGGGAUUUUCAUAAAUGGUCAGUGGAUAAUUAUACAGACUUCUGGAAAGAAAUAUGGCACUUUUUCGACGUUAUAGCAUCCAAGCCAUACGAUGAGGUUUUGGUGAAAACAGGUACUGGAUUCUUAGAUAACGAAUGGUUUAGUGGUGCAAGAUUAAAUUUUGCAGAAAAUCUCAUGAUAAUAAGAGAUGACCGACUGGCUUUGGUAUGUGCAGACGAGAAAGGAAAUGAAGAUACGGUGACAUUUGCCGAAAUGUUCGAAGAAGUUAGGAAAUAUGCUGCAGCCUUUCGGAAACAUGGUUUGACAAUCGGAGACAGAGUAGCCUGCAUAAUGACAAAUAGGAAAGAAGCCAUUUUUGCUAUGUUUGCAACGACAAGCAUAGGUGCAAUUUGGAGUGGGCCCCUUCCUUUUCAUGGUUCUAGAGCCAUAUCAAAUCUGGUAAAAUUUGUGGAUCCGAAAAUGAUCAUCGCCUUAGAUCACUUUCAAGACGAAGGCGAAGAAUAUGACCAAUUUGAUAAAAUCGUUGCAGCUGCACAAAGUGCUCCAAAUGCGACCAAAGUGAUUGUAUUGGCCACAAAACCGCAGACAGUAUCUCGUUUAUCUGAGAUCCCUAAGAGCCUGUUGUUAGAGGACUUUCUGCAAAGUGGACGAUUACCUGACGGUAGAUUACCAGAGCUGGUGUUUGAGCAGUUACCAUUCGAUCAUCCUAUUGCUAUUAACUUCACAUCAGGCACAACCGGACUUCCGAAAGGGGUUCUUCAUUCAGCUGGGACUUUCAUAGCGAUACUCAGAGAUUUUGGAUUGCAUCUGAAUUUAAGGAAUGGAGAUACAGUUUACACCUAUUGCCCGGUCGGUUGGAGUGUAUGGGACAAUCCUAUUCCAAGCCUUGCUUUGGGAGUGAAACUCUUCCUAUUUGAUGGAAGUGCCGAAUACAAAAAGAAAGGCCUCACACUUUGGGAUUGUAUGUCCAAGUACAAAGUAACAUAUGCGUGCCUCACACCUGCUUGUCUGGACAAUUUAGAAAACGCUGGGAUAGAGCCUGAACACGGAAUGAAUUUUGAUAGUUUGAAAAUUAUUGCACUUGGGGCCAGCCCAUCAAAAAUCAGGAAUUUUGAUUUCCUGUAUAAGAAAGUGAACAAAAAUUUGUUCGUUUCUAGUAUUUAUGGAGCAACGGAAGUGUUUGGAGCUUUCUCAGGAUUUGAUUUAAACAUACCCGGAUAUUCUAGUGAGUGCCAAGUACCAGCUCUCGGGGUCGAUCUGCAUGUUUUUGAUGAACAAGGUCGAUCCGUUGUUGGAAAGCGUGGAGAAAUGGUGGUUAAAACUCCAACUUUAUCUUUCCCUGUUUAUUUAUGGAAAGAUGAAAACAAUGAAAAGUUAAAAGAGACAUACUUUUCAAAAUACCCAGGAGUUUGGAGUCAAAAUGACGAAGGAUGGAUCAAUCCUAAGACAAAGGGAAUUGUAGUAAUUGGAAGAAGUGAUGAUACAUUGAAGCAAGGGGGAGAGCGAUUUUGCGCUGGCGAUGUAUAUUUUGGAAUUGAUAGAAUGGAGGAGCUGCAGGACUUUAUCUGCGUCGGCCAGGAUAAGUGGAAUGGGGAGACCAGGGCUGUGCUCUUCGUGAAGUUGAAGAAAGGGUACAAAUUCACUCCAGCUCUAAGAGCCAAAAUUGCCGAGACCAUCAAAAGGGAAGUGUCGGACGAUUAUAUUCCGAAGCUCAUAUUAGAAAUACCAGAUAUACCAUACAAUCUCAACCACAAGCGAAUGGAAAGCACGGUGAAGAAAAUUUUAGCGACUAAUACCAUCCCAGAGGUAUCGAACAUUAAGAACCGUGAGAGUCUACAAUAUUAUUUAAAUAUUCCAGAAGUGCUGAGUUAUAACGAGAAGUAAUUUCUAAACUAGACAAUCUUUAUUGAAAUUUCUCUACUUUUCGCCCUAUUAGAAGAAAACUCAAGCGAUUAAACAUAUGCGAAGACAAAUCUAUUUGUAAACUGAAUGUGCAAUCGAUCUUUUUUUAAAUGAAAUUCUUUGAAAUAAGUUUUUAUUUAUAAAACAUAUUAUGCAGUUUUAAUUUGGCACUUGUGUUGAAAUUUUAACUGCAUUCAAAACUUAGUGUAUUUUUGUACAUAAAAUAAUAAAAUAAAUAUUUUUUUCAAACUUU